AGUUGAAAAUAAUGCAGCUCGUCGCAAUUCGUAAUAUUUUGGUUCGCAUAAAUACUAUUCGUAAUAUACGCUUAGCAUCGCUGUUAACUUACGAACAUUGUGCAAACCAUGCUUCAAACAAUUAUCAACUAUGUUGCAAACGAUUGUCAAUCAAGCAGCAAGCAAUCUGCGGUCAUCUUUUCGGCACAGUACGUGUACACAAGCAGACAAGAAAUGCAAGUUCAAUGAAUCCGAAUGACUUUAUUGCUACUUCGCUGAUUGACUCCGUUACAUUUGAAUCGGUAUGCUCUGAGACCUUGGAAUCGUUGUGUGAUUAUAUGGAGAAGUUAGUGGAGGAAACUAGUUUUUUAAAAUCUGCGGAUGUCACAUAUGGGGAUGGUGUGCUGACAGUUAACUUUGGAGAGCCGUACGGAACCUAUGUGAUAAACAGACAAUCGCCGAACAGGCAGAUUUGGCUUAGUUCACCAACUAGUGGACCGAAACGAUACGAUUUUAUUCCUGAUAAGUCCAUCAUCAACAAAGGAUGCUGGGUGUAUAAACAUGAUGGCAUAUCCUUGCAUGAACUGCUGCAAAAAGAAUUACGUGAAAUUGUUCAAAGAGACGUGGAAUUUCUAUCCCUACCGCAUAGUCAGCGUAGCAGUAACUAAUUGAUGAUAAUCUAGUUAUAUUAUAACUUAGCUGCAAAAGAUUUUUAUUAUAAAAUAAUUUCUAUAUUAAAAGCAGU
Molecule: messenger RNA, 724 nt
Organism: Sabethes cyaneus
Lineage: Eukaryota; Metazoa; Arthropoda; Insecta; Diptera; Culicidae
Gene: fh
Product: frataxin homolog, mitochondrial
Exons: 2
Coding region: 12-647 (211 amino acids)
Biological process (GO): iron incorporation into metallo-sulfur cluster; intracellular iron ion homeostasis
Cellular component (GO): mitochondrion
Molecular function (GO): ferric iron binding; iron chaperone activity; 2 iron, 2 sulfur cluster binding
Source: RefSeq, a predicted model, not a curated record